Sphaeroforma arctica JP610 is the source of this 1869-nucleotide messenger RNA. RefSeq lists its product as hypothetical. The coding region runs from base 1 to 1869 and encodes 622 amino acids. NCBI's taxonomy places the organism in Eukaryota, Ichthyosporea, Ichthyophonida. The record is from RefSeq and is a predicted model, not a curated record. Gene Ontology annotation, cellular component: membrane; endoplasmic reticulum. The transcript is spliced from 3 exons. Gene Ontology annotation, molecular function: long-chain fatty acid-CoA ligase activity.
AUGCAAAGCGUUGUGGCAGCUGGUGCCGACUGGGGAUCAUCUGCUCAUCGGUUUCCAUACUACGUAGAUGGGGAGGCCACACGGCCCGCUCAUUUCCAAACCACCGUUGCCGAGAACCCAGACCGUCCAUAUUUGGGUGAGCGAAAAGUGGUUCACAAUGAAGAUGGUAGCACAAGUGCUGGCGAAUACGAAUUUGUGAGCUUCAAGAAGGCUAGUGAUACUGCUACUUUAAUCGGCUCGGGGUUGAAAACCCUGGGCAUUAAGAAAAACCAGCCAUUCGGUCUGUACUCGAAGAAUCGAAUUGAAUGGAUGCUGAGUGAUCACGCUCUUUUGUCAUACACUCUGCCCUCCGUUGCAAUCUACGACACACUCGGUCCCGAUUCUGUACACUAUGUGAUGGAGCAUAGUGAAAUGGCCGCAGCCUUUUUCGAGAAGAUUCGUCUCGAGUCCGUGCUUACAGCAAUUAAAAAGGGUCUACCAAAUCUCAAGUACGUCAUUUGCUUCGAUGCCGUCACGUCUGAGGACAAGGCCAAAUUCACGAAAGCGGGCGUUGAGCUACUCAACUUGUACGAGCUAAAGGAUAUGGGCGCGGAGAAUGUGUUCCCACACGAUCUUCCCACUGCAUGGGAUGUUGCGGUACUUAUGACACAACAGGCACCACAGGUAACCCCAAAGCAACGCCUGCAUGUGAACAGCCAUGAUGUGCACUUCGCAUUCCUACCCUUAGCUCACAUAUUUAAAAGGGUUGUGCAAGCGGUAUGCAUCAGUCAAGGAUGUAGCAUAGGAUUCUACCAAGGCAAACUACCGGAGCUAAUAUUGGAUAUCCAGACCUUAAAGCCCACUUUCUUUAUCGCUGUACCUCGUAUUCUCUCACGAAUCUACGAUAAGAUCAAUCGAGGUGUCAAGGCCGGAGGUCCCGAGAAGGAAGCUGCUUACAAAAACGUCUACGACAUGCGUUUCGCAGCUCUGGAACGUGGUGAAGACACUCCUAUGCUCAAUGAGAAAGUGUUCAAUCGAAUGAGCAUGGCGCUGGAUGGACGUGUCAAGUGGAUCCUUACCGGCUCAGCACCUCUCGGCACGGCUAUACACGAGUCUCUACGAGUUUGUGUGUGUCCCGUUAUCAUGGUUGGCUAUGGAUUAACUGAGACAACAGCAGGUGCUACUAUAACUCACUACAACGACAUGAAGCUCGGCCAUGUGGGAUCACUAUUGGCUUCCAAUGAGCUUAAGCUAGUGAGUAUUCCCGAAAUGAAUUACCUGACAACUGAUGAGUGCCCUCGUGGCGAGGUGUGUGUGAGGGGCACCAAUGGUUUUGGUUCGUACCUGAAAAAUCCCGAGAAAACAAAAAAGGAUAUCGACGAGGACAGUUUGUUCCGCACUGGAGAUGUAGGUCGUUGGAACCCUGGUGGCACGUUAUCCAUAAUUGGUCGUCAUAAGUCCAUUUUCAAACUAUCCCAGGGCGAGUAUCUAGCCGCUGAGAAUCUCAAAGCUAUGUAUGGAAAGUGUGAUCAUAUUGCGCAAGUAUUUGUUACUGGUGACUCGUUCCACGCCUAUCCCGUGGCCGCAGUGGUACCCGAUGCUGAGAUGAUUGUUGCUUGGGCAAAGGAAAACAUUAUCCCUGGCGAUGCUAAGAGUAUCGCUGAAACGCCGGAAUUGAAAGAUAUGCUGGCCUCAGAGGUACUGGAGAUGCACAAGGAAUGCAAGCUCAAAGGAUUCGAGAAGCUCAGAGAUUUCAUUGUUGAACCGGAAGCUUUCAGCAUUGAUAAUGAAUUACUCACACCCACCUUCAAGCUGAAAAGAGUGAACGCGACUAAAAAGUACCAGGAUCAAAUCGCAAACUUAUACGACGCGAUCGAGAACAAUCAAUAG